This is a messenger RNA of Conger conger (European conger), 4247 nucleotides long. RefSeq names its product MCF.2 cell line derived transforming sequence-like 2 (gene mcf2l2). Gene Ontology annotation, molecular function: guanyl-nucleotide exchange factor activity; protein binding. Lineage: Eukaryota; Metazoa; Chordata; Actinopteri; Anguilliformes; Congridae. The transcript has 32 exons. The record is from RefSeq and is a predicted model, not a curated record. Bases 53 to 3601 code for a protein of 1182 amino acids. Gene Ontology annotation, biological process: intracellular signal transduction. Gene Ontology annotation, cellular component: cytoplasm.
CGCAGAGAGGGAGAGGAGGAGGAGAGGAAGAGGAAGAGGAGGCAGGUGUGAGAUGCUCGGCUGGCUGCGGGAGGAAGACAUGUCUCUGCAGGAGCUCCAGCAGCGUGCUGACUGUGUCAUCACCCACAUCGAUGAGAUCAUGCAGCAGGAGAUCAGGCCCCUGCUGGCGGUCGACAUCAUCGAGCAGCUUCACCGCCAGUUCGCCGUGCUCUCAGGUGGAAGAGGGAGGGAUGGCGCUCCCAUUAUCACAUUCCCAGAAUAUUCCGGCUUCAGUGACCUGCCGGACGAAGACUUCCUCAAUGUGGUCACCUACCUGACCAGCAUUCCCAGUCUCGAUGCAGCGAGCAUCGGGUUUGUCAUCAUCAUCGACCGGCGGAGAGACAAGUGGAGUUCGGUGAAGGCUUCAUUGGCCCGGAUCGCGGGGGCGUUCCCGGGAAACCUGCAGCUGGUCCUGGUUCUCCGACCCUGCCGGUUCUUCCAGAGGGCCUUGGCCGACUUCGGGAUCCGGCUGCACCGCGACGACUUUAAAAUGAAGGUACCGAUCAUAAUGCUCAACUCGCUGUCCGACCUGCACGGCUACAUCGACAAGGGUCAGCUGACCUGCGAACUGGGGGGGCACCUGGAGUACUGUCACAACCAGUGGAUCCACCAUCGCACCGCCAUAGAGAACUUUGCCGUGACGGUGAAAACCACGGCCCAGAUGCUGCAGCGCUUCGGGACCGACCUGGCCGAGACGGAGCUGCCCAACGACGUGCAGUGCACCAAGGACCUGCUGGGGGCGCACGCCGAGAAGCACCGCACGCUGAAGAGCGAGCUGGGCCUGGCGAUGACGCAGGGCACGACGCUGCUGUCCUGCAUCAAGGAGCAGGCCGCCAGGAAUGCCAGCGCCCGCCUCAACCCCGACGAGGCAGAGAACCUCACCACUGUGGAGAGGUUGUUGGCCCAGUUGGAUGAGACGGAGAACGCGUUUGAGCAGUUCUGGUCCAAACAUCACGUCAGGCUGGAGCAGUGCUUGCAGCUCCGCCAUUUUGAGCACGAUUUCAGAGAGGUGAAGGCGGCUCUGGACGGGCUGAUGCAGGCCCAGGCCUCGCUCCCGGACAGCGGGGAGAGCGCGGGGCGGGUGGACCAUCUGCUGGCCGAGCUCACGGCCCUGCAGGAGAGAGCCCAGGAAUCCCUGGAGAAGGCCCAGCUCCACGCGCUGCACGGCGACCAGCUGAUCCAGAGCAGCCACUACGCCGUGGACUCCAUCCGGCCCAAGUGCCUGGAGCUGCGCCGCGUCUGCGACGACUUCUCCAACGGGGCCCAGAGGAAGCACGACGUCCUCGCCAAGGCACACCUGGUCCACCUGGGUAUAGACAAGGUGAACCAGUGGUGCGAGUCGGGCGUGUACCUGCUGGCCUCUCAGGCCGUGGACAAGUGUCAGUCGCAGGAAGGGGCGGAGUCGGCGCUGCAGGACAUCGACCGGUUCCUGGAGAGCGGCGCGGAGCAGCACCUGGGCGACCUCAAGGACCUGCGCAACCAGUACGACGUCAUCCUCACCGCGGAGAUCAAGGACGGCGUGCAGAAGGCGCUGGGCAGGCUGGAGGACGUGCGUGAGAUGUUCGGCCGGAGACACGUCAGCCUGAAGAAGCUCUCCGCCAAGCAGGCCCGCCCCGUGCAGCCUGUGGCCCCCCGCCCCGAGGCCUCCCCCAAACGCAGCUCCCCCAAACCUGGGAGGACCCCCGGCCCCCCGGCGAACCGCAGACUUCCGGAGAAUUCCGCCAGUCCCAAGCCGCAGACAGAGGCUGACCUCGCCCGGAAGAAGAACAUCCGCAAGGCGAAAGGCGGCAUCAAGAUCGAGGUCCUGCACGAGGCCAGCCAGGGGGGGUCCAGCCACGCCCUGGUGUCCGAGACGGAGGAGUCACUGUCCUGCAGACGCCAUCACAUCAUGACGGAGCUGAUCGAGACUGAGAGGGUGUAUGUGGAGGAACUGCAGAGCAUCAUGGAGGGGUACGCGGCCCAGCUCCACAACGCCGAUCUCACGCACCUCGUUCCCGUGCCGCUCCAGAACAAACGAGACGUGCUUUUCGGGAACCUUCCGGAAAUCUACGACUUUCACAACAGGACGUUUCUGAAGGAGCUUGAAAACUGUGUUGAAAACCCAGAGUUGCUGGGAAGGUGUUUUCUGAAAAGGAAAGAGGACCUGCAGGCGUAUGAGAAGUACUGCCAGAACAAGCCCCGGUCUGAGGCCCUGUGGAGACAGUGUGGGGACUGUGCCUUCUUCCAGGAGUGUCAGAAGAAGCUGGAGCACAAGCUCUCUCUGGACGCGUACCUGCUGAAGCCUGUGCAGCGGAUCACCAAGUACCAGCUGAUGCUGAAGGAGAUGUUAAAGUGCAGUAAGAACUCGGAGGGCACUGCGGAGCUGGAGGAGGCGUUGGCGACUGUGCUGGACAUCAUCAAAUCGGCCAACGACUCCAUGCACCAGAUCGCCAUCACGGGCUUCGAGGGCAGUCUGUGUGAGCUGGGGAAGCUGCUGAUGCAGGGCUCGUUCCAGGUGUGGACGGAGCACAAGCGGGGUCACAGCAAGGUGAAGGACCUGGCGCGCUUCAAGCCCAUGCAGAGGCACCUGUUCCUGUACGACAAGGUGCUGCUCUUCUGCAAGAAGCGCGAGGAGACGGCAGAGGGCCACGAGAAGAGCCCCUCCUACAGCUACAAACACUCCCUAAAGAUGAGCGCUGUGGGAAUCACGGAGAACGUGAAGGGCGACAUGAAGAAGUUUGAGGUGUGGUACAACGGGAGAGAGGAGGUCUACAUAGUGCAGGCCUCCUCCAUGGAUGUGAAGAACACGUGGGUGUCAGAAAUCAGGAAGGUGCUGACAGGACAGCUGGAGGCUUGUAGAGAGGCCAGUCAGCUCCACCAGAGGAUCACAGAGAACGUGUACCACGCCCCCAUGAACGUGUCUAACAGCAGGAACAUGAGGAAGACGAUGCUGAAGCAGUCAGACUCGUCUAGUCCUGAGACCGGAUACCGCAGGGGGAACCCCAGCCCCAUCAUCCGGCAGAAACGAGGUCCUCUGUCUGCCAAACUUAAAGUCAAGAGGCAGGAUAUUAAGAGUGACCCCACCCCACUGGGGUAUGAAGAUUUGCACAAAGCUCUCCCGGCUCAGAGCAAGCGUAACAGCACCCCCGGCACUGCGGCCGUGCCCCGAUCCGCCUCCCAGCCAGGAUGGCCUCAGAAGCGUCUCCCUUCCAUGGAUAAUGAGGAUUUUGAAACCAUCCCAUCCAGCGCUGAGGAGCUGUCCAACUCCUCCGACGCUGAGGACGACUGCGGGGAUAAAAACGGCGAGGCCGACCCGCUCCGUGUGCGGCUGACGUACGAGGGCCCGUCGGCCCAGGACCUCUCCGUGGAGGCGGGGGACCUGGUGCACUUCCUGGAGGAGGCCGAGAGCGGACAGUGGCUAGUGAAGAAUGUUGUUACUCAGAAGACAGGGCUGAUUCCUCCCGGAAUCCUGCAGUCUUCAGGAGGAGCUCAGAGUUACCGUCCCACCGAUAUCUUCAGCGAUAUGUGUUCCGCUGCGCUGAUGGACCCCGAGGAGAAGGAGGUGGAACCUGUGGGAACGUAGAACACAGGACAUGGACUAGCGUAUAGAACCCAACGGCUCAUGGAACCCAGCAUGGCUGUGGGACCCAACGUGCUAACGGAACCCUACAGCCUUAUAAUACUCACCAUUGCUGUGGAACCCAACAUGCUAACAGAACCCAACGUGCUAAUGAAACCCAACGUGCUAACAGAACCCAGGACACUUCCGUGGGCCACCUGCAGCUCUUUGGCUUGUGUGUGUGCCGUCUGUUCAUUGGAAAUCCCCUGCCACCCAUCUUCCAGCCUGUUUAGCUGCCUCCCCCCCCCAGACUGUAGCCCCCUCUGUCCCAGGAGCUGUGCUCCAGCUCAGCCACUCUGGAGAAACACAAGCCUUUUGUGCCAGACUGCCCCAAACUGUGUAUCACCUGCAGCCGCCAGGUACUGAACACACACACACACACACCACCCAUGGACGCACGCACCCAUGUACACGCACACACUCUCACACACACACACACACACACACACACACUCACCCAUGGACACACACACACACACACACACCCAUGGACACACACACACACACACACCCAUGGACGCACGCACCCAUGUACACGCACACACUCACACACACACACACACACACACACACACACACACACACACACACACACACCCAUGGACACACA